This is a messenger RNA of Epinephelus moara (kelp grouper), 1343 nucleotides long. RefSeq names its product keratin, type I cytoskeletal 13-like. The transcript is spliced from 7 exons. Gene Ontology annotation, molecular function: structural molecule activity. Lineage: Eukaryota; Metazoa; Chordata; Actinopteri; Perciformes; Serranidae. Bases 49 to 1269 code for a protein of 406 amino acids. The record is from RefSeq and is a predicted model, not a curated record.
UCUGCUUCAUUCUCUUCUCUCCAUCCAGAGCAGGCAGACUUCUCCACCAUGACCACCUACAUUCGCUCCAGUGGCCGUAUCACCUCCAUGAGGGCACCCAGUGUGUAUGCCGGUGCUGGAGGCAGUGGAGUCCGCAUCUCCACCACAAGUGCUCCCAGAAUCUUCUCCUCUGCUGGUGCAGGGUUUUCUGCUGCUGGUGCAGGAGCUGGUGCUGGGGCUGGUGCCAGUUUCAACCUGUCUGAUGCCCUCUGUGACAACAAGAAAGCGGCCAUGCAGAACCUGAACGACCGCCUUGCCACCUACCUGGACAAAGUACGCAGCCUGGAGAAAGCCAAUGCUGAGCUGGAGCUGAAGAUCAGGCAGUUCCUGGAGAACAAGACCAAACCUGAGGGCCACGACUGUGCCGCAUUCAAGGUCACCAUCAGCGAACUCCAGGAUCAGAUCCUCCUUGCCACUCGUAAUAAUGGAUCCCUCUACUUGGCCAUUGAUAACGCUAAGCUGGCUUCUGAUGACUUCAGGGUCAAGUAUGAGAACGAGCUGGCCAUGCGUCAAUCAGUGGAGGCUGACAUUGCUGGGCUGAAGAGGGUCCUGGAUGAGCUGACUCUGGGAAGAUCUGACCUGGAGAUGCAGAUCGAAUCACUGAGGGAGGAACUCAUCCAGCUCAAGAGGAACCAUGAGGAGGACCUACUGGCUCUGCGGGCCCAGAUGGGAGGUCAAGUGAACGUGGAGGUGGACGCCGCUCCUCAGCAGGACCUGUCUGCUGUCAUGGCUGGAAUCAGAGAACACUACGAGACCGUUGCUAACAAGAACCGCAGAGACCUGGAGGUCUGGUUCCAGGCCAAGACUGAUGCGCUCAACAAGGAGGUCGCCGUAAGCACAGAGAGUCUUCAGUCAACACGUUCUGAGGUCACAGAGGUCAAACGCUCACUGCAGGGCCUAGAAAUUGAGCUACAAGCACAGCUCAGCAUGAAAGCGUCUUUGGAAGGAACCCUCGCUGAUACCCAGAACCGUUAUGCCAACAUGCUGGCAGGUUACCAGAGACAGGUCUCUGCUCUGGAGGCCCAGCUGGCUCAGCUGAGGGCAGAUCUGGAGCGCCAGGGACAAGAGUACCAGGUGCUGCUGGACACCAAGACCAGACUGGAGAUGGAGAUCACUGAGUACAGAAGGCUGCUGGAUGGGGAGAUGUUCAGCCCAUCAAACACCAAAGUUCUGAUCAUCACCAAAGACAUUGGUGACGAAGAGGACGUCAGCACCGAAACUCAGGAGUGAGACAACAAACAUCUGUCACCACGCUGCCAACCGUUCUCAGAAUACACAAAUAAAAGACUUCUGAUGAACUGAAA